AUGAGGAACCAAGAUACACCGGUGAGUGAAGAAUAUUCUGCUGAUUAUGUGUUAAUAUUGCCAUUGAAGUCGAAUCAGAAACGGCAAGAAGAAGUGGCAGCUGCAGAACCACUGGAAUCAACCACCCCCAAUUCCAACAACUCCACAAUAUGGGUUGCUGAUUGGUUUGCUAAGCUUAAUAACAACAUUGGUGGAGAUUUGAAAGAAAUUGAAGAGCUAAAAGAAAGACGCCUUCAGAAUUUAGGAGCUGCUGAGGUGGAUAAUAGAUUUAAAAAACCAGGAUUGUUUAACGCCCCGAGAUAUAAUGAUACACCGCUUAAUCGUGAACAAAAAGAGAAAAUUCUGCAAAACAUGGAAGAUUGUGUAGUACAACACAUUUGA
This is a messenger RNA of Vicia faba (fava bean), 381 nucleotides long. The record is from the annotation of a GenBank genome assembly. Lineage: Eukaryota; Viridiplantae; Streptophyta; Magnoliopsida; Fabales; Fabaceae.